AUGAGAGGGAAAUAUCUUUCUUCACUAGUGCUGCUCAUUGUCUUGGCCGCCUCUAAUGAAGUUCUUGCGAAGGGCAAGACUCCAACACCUAUAAUAAGCAGAAAUAUUUUUCCAAAAGAUUUCAUUUUUGGAUGUGCAACCUCUGCUUACCAGAUCGAAGGAGCUGCUCAUAAAGAUGGUAGAGGACCAAGUAUUUGGGAUACCUUCUCUGAAAAAUACCCAGAGAGGAUAAGGGAUGGUAGCAAUGGGUCUGUUGCAGCUGACUCUUACCAUCUUUACAAGGAAGAUGUGGCUUUAUUGCAUGAAAUGGGGUUCAGUGCUUACAGAUUCUCUAUCUCGUGGUCAAGAAUAUUACCUCGUGGGGAUCUAAAAGGAGGAAUCAACCAGGCUGGUAUUGACUAUUAUAACAAGUUGAUCAAUGAGCUUCUGUCCAAAGGAAUUCAACCUUUUGCCACCAUUUUCCAUUGGGACACACCACAAGGCCUCGAAGAUGCUUACGGCGGAUUCCGUGACGAAAGGAUUGUGAACGAUUUCCGCGACUAUGCCGAUUUAUGCUUUAAGCAUUUCGGAGACAGAGUGAAGCACUGGAUGACACUGAACGAGCAACUGACAGUGGUGCGGCAAGGGUACAUGAAUGGUGUACACGCUCCAGGAAGAUGCUCCAACUUCACAAACCCUCAAUGCACCGCUGGAGAUGGAGGCAUCGAGCCUUAUAUCGUCGGUCACAACCUCCUACUUUCUCACGGAGCCGCCGUCAAAGCAAUUCAAAAAGGUCAAAUUGGUACUGCUAUAGUUUCCGGUUGGCACAUGCCCUAUGAAGAAACGGCCGCAGAUAAGCUAGCCGUGGCACGAGCCAUGGCCUUCUCAUUUGACUACUUCAUGGAGCCACUUGUGACGGGUCAAUACCCACGCGACAUGGUCAAACACGUAAAAGGGGGUCGCUUGCCUACAUUCACUCCAGAACAAUCUAAGAUGCUUAUAGGCUCAUACGAUUUCGUUGGUGUCAAUUAUUACUUUUCCAUUUACACAAAGGAUGUCCCUUGCACCAACAAAGACGUUACACUCUUCACUGAUCCUUGUGCCAAUCUUACAGGUGUAAGAAAAGGAGUUUCCCUUCCAACGGCUGCGUCGGACUGGCUUUACAUACAUCCACAGGGAAUUCGUGAGCUUAUCCUUUAUGUAAAAUACAAGUUCAAAGACCCUAUUAUGUACAUAACCGAAAACGGGAGAGAUGAAUUUAAUCACGGUGAAAUCAGACUUCAUGACGAAGAAAGAAUCGAAUACUACAAACAUCAUCUCUGGAUGGUUAGAGAAGCGAUCGCGCUUGGAGCCCAUGUAAAGGGUUAUUUCGCGUGGUCGUUGGUGGACAACUUCGAAUGGGAAGUGGGAUACGCGGUCCGAUUCGGGCUGGUUUUCGUAGAUUUCAACGAUGGAUGUAAGAGAUACCUGAAGGAUUCGGCUAAGUGGUUCAAAUCGUGGCUCAAACCAAAGUAUGGCAACUGA
Molecule: messenger RNA, 1503 nt
Organism: Thlaspi arvense
Lineage: Eukaryota; Viridiplantae; Streptophyta; Magnoliopsida; Brassicales; Brassicaceae
Source: the annotation of a GenBank genome assembly